Messenger RNA from Manacus vitellinus (golden-collared manakin), 2017 nucleotides. RefSeq names its product ChaC cation transport regulator homolog 2 (gene CHAC2). Lineage: Eukaryota; Metazoa; Chordata; Aves; Passeriformes; Pipridae. The record is from RefSeq and is a predicted model, not a curated record. Gene Ontology annotation, molecular function: gamma-glutamylcyclotransferase activity; glutathione specific gamma-glutamylcyclotransferase activity. Gene Ontology annotation, biological process: glutathione catabolic process. The transcript is spliced from 3 exons. The coding region runs from base 1 to 453 and encodes 150 amino acids. Gene Ontology annotation, cellular component: cytoplasm.
AUGGGAGUGAGGGUGAAGUAUAACCUGCACCCACCUGGAAGAGUUGUGACUCUGGUUGAAGAUGCUGAGGGGUGCGUGUGGGGCGUCGCCUACCGGCUGCCGGCGGGGCAGGAGGGCGAGGUGAUGGCACACCUGGACUUCAGGGAGAAGGGGGGCUACAGGACCACGAGCGUCAUCUUCUACCCCAAGGACUCGUCGGUGCAGCCCUUCGAGGUGCAGCUCUACAUCGGCACCCGCGACAACCCCAACUACCUGGGCCCCGCGCCGCUGGAGGACAUCGCGCGGCAGAUCCUGGGCGCCGCCGGGCCCAGCGGCCGCAACACCGAGUACCUCUUCGAGCUGGCCAACUCCAUCCGCAGCCUCGUCCCCGAGGACGUGGACGAGCACCUCUUCUCCCUGGAGACGCUGGUCAAGGAGCUCUUGAAAAAGCACCAGCCCCCCAAUUGUCUAUAAAGCCACGUCCUGCUCUCUCCAACGACCUGGUUCCGUCCCGCUCUCUCUAACGACCUGGUCCCGUCUCCAGAGGAGUUUUUGUGGCUCUGGUAACUGGGAGGAGCGUUUCUCUGUGCUGUGCUACCUUAAUUAGCGGUGCAUAUCUUUAAUUAACGCUGCGUUCAGAAUAGGAGUCGGUCAUUAAAAUUACCAGAAUCGUUCAUUUCAGCAGGGAAAAGGUUUUAGGUGUGGUUUUGGUAGCUUAGCCUUUCAUCCAAAGACUACACCUGCAUGGGAAUCUCACUAAGCUUCUCUUUGUUUAAAGAUAUAUUUUUUUUUUUAAUUAUUAUUUCAGGUCUAGCAUUAAAUCUUUAGAUUGUUUUUAAAUAGCGUAUUCUAAAUAGCUUAUUUUUAAAAUCAGCAUUCAGAGACAAGUCCCAGAGAUCUAACUGGUGGUUUCUUGUGAUUCAAGACCACAGUGCUACUACAGAGAGAAAUUUUGCACAGUGGAGCAUUUAUAUCAAUGUUCAGCUGCUCUGAAAUGAAGUUAUUCCACUAAAUUAGUCAUCUUGCCCUUUAUGUAUUAAUUUAUCCUUAAAUGCAGAGGAUAAACCUCUUUAUUGUCAAGGAAAUAAUUCCUUUUAUUGUCAAGUCCUGACUUGGAGUCAAACGAGCCAUAACCUCUCAGUGCCUCGCUUUUUAAGCCUAAUAUAAAGAAUAAAUCCCAAAUGGUAAAAUUAACUAAGAACAGGACUUGAAGUCACAACCCAGCAAGAAGAGAAACUCUCACGUCUGUUACUUUUAAACGCUGUUGUUGUUCUCUUAAAAAAUCCACCCAGCUCCGAGGACAGAUUUUUAAGCCUGUUUUCAGGGAUUCACUGACAGGAGGUAAUGAAGGAAGGAACCCUCUUUUCAGUGACAUCCCAAGAGGGUUGGGGAGCCCCCAGUUUAGGCCAGUCGGCUUCCUGACUCAACCCAUCAGCACAUGGAAUUUCCGUCCCAACGCGGAUCUGUCUCGCUCCUCAAAAAUUUACUUUUAUUAACUUAUAACAAAGUAUAUUUUUAUAUCUUAACGUAAAUGGUCCUGUUUCAACCACCAGGUAACGUCUGUUCUCUCAGCCAGGGAAUGUGUUUUUAGUGGCUGCUUGGAGGCCUGGAUUCUGCACCAGUAAUUGCAAGAAAUGUCUCUUUUCUCCUAAAAAGGUCACCCCUUUCUCUUCUUUGCAUCUUCCUGGUUUAGACUUGUGAAAGUAAAACCACGUGCAACGGCAUGAACACUGUCUGCUCUCUUAAAAAUUCUUUCUAAAUUUAAAAAUUCUUUCCUCGAAGACUGAGCCUUGUUCCUUAAAACAGGGCAGGGGGGUGCUCUGUGCUCACUAAUGAUCCCAAACCAUCAAGGAUGAUUCUCUCUCUAAAACUCUCACUGUUUAAGCACUGUGAUUCUGUGUAGCUCCACAUGUUCUGUCUUUAAUUGUCUUCAAGGCUUUGUUGGUUCAUUUGCUUCCCAAAUCCAUAAAACGUGGCAAUAAUACACAUUGUAUGUGUACAACUCCAGUGCAAUAAAAAUGCAUCGCGUUGACUAACA